CUGAAAUAUUAAGUUUCAUAUCGAGUAAAUAGAACUAUAUAAUUAAUUAGAGCAUCUCAAACUCCUUCUCUGGAACUGGCUCUUCCUCUACCUUCGCUUGUUUCUCUUCUUUUCUGGAACUCCAUUUCUCCAAAGCAGGAAUAACAAAUCCGGUCCACACAAGCAGGGCACACGUAAAUCCGAUACUGUAGUAGAAUCCAUGCGUCGAUCCGUACACAGGAGCCUCGCCCGAUGGGAACAGGUGCUGCUGGAAUGGAGUCACCACGGCUUGACCCACCACAAUCAUCGAAGGAAUGGUGACUGCACGCAAAAUUGGGUUCUUUCCGCAUGCAACAUUACACCAACCAGUGAGGAUUGGUGUGUAACAACCGUACACUCCGCUCAAAAUGUAGCCAGCCUUACGAAGUGGUAUGUUGUCGAGGGGACCUUUGGCGGUGAUCAAGAAUGAGGCCAGAAGAAUGAGACCAACUCCCGCACACACCCAGCUUCUGUUUCCGGUCAAAUCGCAGAUAACACCGGUCGAAAACAUUGUCACCAAGUUGACAGCGGAGAUGAUGGUUGGGAAGUUAUUGAUAUAACUGACAGAGUAGAUCUUGAGCCACUUGAGGUACAAUUCGAAAAAUUGCAACAUGUAGGAUCCUGCAGUAAGCGUCCAGAAACAGUAGCCAAUACAGAAAGCCCAUAAUUGCCAAGAAAGGAGCACAGGCUUGAUUUCUUUCAAAGAGAACGUGAUUCUCUUAGACACUCUGCCGUCCUCGACCAAUCUUUCUUUUGCACGAGUUCUUUCCCAAUCGUUGAGGUAGAAAGCGGUAGUGUUGUGAGGAUAGUCAGGCAAGAAAAGGUAUCCAUAUAUGAUGACCGGAGCUCCGAUAAGAGCAUCGAUGAUGAACAUCCAUUGCCAAGCAGCUAGACCACGCUUACCAUCCAUCGAGGACUGCAGACCCGACUGGAUGUAGGAAGAAGUGGCCUGGCCAAUGAUACCAGCCAGAACGAAAAAGUUCGACCGCCUCAUAAUCUCACGCUUUUUGUACCAGCAUCCAAUCAUGUAGUGCGUUCCUGGGUUACAGGAUGACUCAAACAGACCGAUCAAAAAUCUCAGCGCGUAUAUCGUUUCUGCGUUUUUGGCCAGGUAAAUAAACAGGACACAGAGAGACCACAACAGGUCGAGCGUGGGGAGAUAAAUUCUAGGGCGGAAAUAACCAGCAAGCAAAACGGCUGGAAUGGAGCCGAUACAAAGUCCGAUAUUGUAGUAGGUGUUGAACCACGAAAGCUCAUUCUUCGUGAAGCCCAGAUCUUCCUGCAUUCCAGAGAUGUAGGUGUUGGAUAUGUUGGUUUGAUCAAGGUACUUCAAGAAAUACGCCAUCAUGGAGUACGAGAGAAUGAAGAAAUCCAGUUUCCAUAUCAGAAUCUUCUCUCUACGGUCUGUGCCUGGUUCAAACCAGUGGUACCAUCUGGUGGGUUUCGUUGAGACUGAUGAUGACAUGGUUGGAGGAGGAAUGAUUGUUGGGGUAUUCCUGUUUCUUCCCUUAAUAUAACUUUUUUUUUUUUCUUGGCCUGAUUAGCCACAUGCAAUGCAUGGCGGAGUUUUGAUGCAAAAUCUGCCAACUGUGGCGUCUGGAUAAGGCGACAUCGCUACUGAUAAAAAAGAUAUCGCACGUGACCCAACCUUGUUUGUCUACCAGUAUCGCCAUUGAGGAAGGGCUGAACAGCCGACGGCUGCCUCAAUUUCGUUUCUAUUAUGCAGGCGACAAAGUUUCUCCGACGUUAUUGUGGUAAUCUCCGUCAGUAGCCCCACACCUUUGCCUCCCAGCGUAGUCUUGAAGGUCUCAAACCCAGCCUGAUUAUACUUUUCCUCCAGCUGCCGCAAUUUUUCGGGCGUCGCUGCAUCAUCGUCAAUUAGCGUGAUCGCACAACCGCCCCCGCCAGCUCCCGUGAGCUUUGUUUGUCCGAUCUGUAGCUCGUCACUCCACAAUUUGACUCUCUCCAAGUUCGGGUGCGACACGCCUAGAGACACCAAAAGCCCGUGAUUCAGGCGGAUAAGCUCCAUCAGUCUGUUCUUGGACUGUUUGUCCAGGAAAGGGCGCAACAUCAGUGUGUAUGCCUCUCUUGCGAUGGCCUCCAUUAUAAAGGUCCGCUUUUUCACGAGAGACGAGGAUGAGUCGCUCCACUGUCCCGGCAACCCUGUGGUUGUGCCAAUAUCGCUCAAAAGGUACGGUCUGUCGGAGAUCGUGAACCAUCUAGUCGGCCUGGAGCAGCCGGUCCCAUUCGACUUCCUGAUCGACGGUACUCUUCUGAAAGGCAGUGUCGAGGACUAUUUAGUGGCCAAUGGGCUAUCGAGCGAGCAUUUUUUGGACAUUGAAUACACGCGUGCCGUGUUGCCACCACAGUUUCUUGCCAGCUUCAACAACGAUGACUGGGUCUCUGCGAUAGACUCUGUCGGGUCCAUGAGUCUUGCUGGCCCUGAAGGUGAGGUGCGCACCGCGCCAAAAAUCCUGACGGGCUCGUACGACGGCGUCGUGCGGAUCUACAACGCUUCCGGCAAAGUCGAAACCCAGCUGGUGGGCCAUCAAGCCGCCGUCAAAGCCGUCAAGUUCAUCAGCCCGUCGCGCUUUGUUUCCGCCGGCAUGGAUCGCUCGCUGCGGCUGUGGAAGGCCAGCGUCGUUGGCGACGAGGAAGUCGACAAGGAGACCCAGAACGGGCGCACCAACGCCAUUCUGGAGUACCACAAGGACGUGGUAGCAGCGCUUGCCGUGCGCAACACGCGCAUUUUGUCGGCCUCGUACGACCGCAGCCUGGCCCUGUGGUCUACCAACGCCAAGGAGAUGCACACCACCCAGCCGAUGGAGCAGGGAGCAGAGAACAACUUGUCGUCGGCGUCGCGCAAGCGUCUCAAACUCGCCGUCGGCGACGCGUCGAUCCGACGCAAAGCACCACUGGCGAUUUUGGAGGCACACCAGGGUCCCGUCGAGGCCGUCUGUUUCGAUGAAGACGACACCGUGGCGUACUCGGCGUCGCAGGACCACACAGUGAGAACAUGGGACCUCGUCACGGCGCGCUGCAUCGACACGAGACACACGAACUUCGCGCUGCUCAGCCUGGUGGCUCUGCCGCGUGUCGGGCUGCUUGCCACGGGCUCCGCCGCCAGACACAUCAAUCUACACGACCCACGCGCAGAGAAAGUCACCACCACGCAGUUGGUGGGCCAUAAGAACUUUGUUGUGUCCUUGGCCACCACAGACAACGAGUACACUUUGGUGUCCGGGUCGCACGAUGGCACCGCCAAGAUCUGGGACAUCCGCGCCAACAAGAGCAUCUAUACCAUCGACAGAGAGAGCGGCGAUCACGCCAAGGUGCUGGCCGUCGACUGGAACGCAGAAAUCGGCUUGCUUUCGGGCGGAACCGACAAAAAGCUGCAGAUCAACGAGCUCAAGUCAGAUAAGCUGCAUAAAUAGAUACACAGAUGUUGUUGAUUAUUUACAUAAUUUCGGGGGCACGCUUGCACGUCCACAUCUUCACACCGUAGUAGCCCUGCCACAGGCCCUCCGUGUCGGUCAGGUAGCCAAGAAUCUCCGGGUCAGGACGCUCGUCCACGAGCUGCCACCCGCAAACACGGCGCAGCUUGCAGAUCUCCUCGUGCGACAGCUCGGCUUUGGCUGCCGUGCCGUACUUGAGCGGCCCCACGUUGAUCCACAGCACGUCGCCGCGCGCCGCGUCCGCCACGCGCGUCACAGCGUCAAAAUAGUCCAUCAGGUUCUCCGCCGUGUCGAGGAAGAAGCACGUGACUAUAGCCACGUGGUGCGGCUCGUGCCGAAGCCGUGCUGCCGUGAAGCUGGUGAAGUCGCCCUGUUGCACAUUGAGGUUGGCCGGUCUGGCGCGCUGCCGCAGCUCAACUGCGCGGAACUGGUUCUGUGUCGCCACGUGGUUGGAGUAGUUGUGCACGUACGGGUACACCUGGUAGCGUCUAGGUUUGUCUGCGUAGACAAACUCGUUCAGCAGCAGCAUGUACCAAGAGUACUCCACGGAGACGACCUCCUUGGCGCCCAGCUCUGCAAUUUCGUGCGCAACGCGGCCGAGUCCCGAGCCAGGCACCACCACCGUGGUUUUGGCAAGGUCCAGCCGCGCGAGCUGUGUCCUGAUAUAGUCGAUAAUGGGCACGACCUCGCGGUCGAACGCAGGCGACCAAUCACGUGCAAAGUGGCAGAGGCCCUCUAUGACUCUGUGGUGAUCUGUCUGCGGGCUGAGUCUGGCCUGGUCGGCGGCGAGUUUGAGCUCGAGCGUCGAGAUGUUGUGCUCGCGCACUGUCCGGGUAACACAAUCCUGAAUCAGCCUGUAAUUUUCGGCCAGCGUCGCGUCGACCUUGUUCAUCUUGGCCUGGUAGCCCGUCUGCGCAAUGAUCUUUUGCUGUCUCCAGGACAUGGUUUUGUACAGUUGGCGCUUCUUCUCAUUCCAGGCCUUGCCGCGCGCAAGGUACUGGCGCAUCUCAUUGACAGCACGUAGCAGCUGCGAGCGAGAACUGUCAUGGGACACGGCGGCCGGACCAGCGGCCAGCGAGGUAAGACGCUGUCUCAGACGCAGAAACAUGGAGGAUUGCGAGAUCGCAGAGCUCGCAAGAACAGCGCUCACAAUAGUCGGCACGCGGCUGUAUGGCAGGAGCGUGCUCAAAAGGUAAUGUGCGAUGACUACCGUGCAAAGUCUGGAAAAAAGAAC
Messenger RNA from Ogataea polymorpha, 4707 nucleotides. RefSeq lists its product as uncharacterized. The record is from RefSeq and is a predicted model, not a curated record. Gene Ontology annotation, molecular function: protein binding. Lineage: Eukaryota; Fungi; Ascomycota; Pichiomycetes; Pichiales; Pichiaceae. Gene Ontology annotation, cellular component: preribosome, large subunit precursor. Gene Ontology annotation, biological process: ribosome biogenesis. The transcript is spliced from 2 exons. Bases 2112 to 3452 code for a protein of 446 amino acids.